Messenger RNA from Oncorhynchus gorbuscha (pink salmon), 1048 nucleotides. RefSeq lists its product as uncharacterized. Bases 278 to 907 code for a protein of 209 amino acids. The record is from RefSeq and is a predicted model, not a curated record. The transcript has 4 exons. NCBI's taxonomy places the organism in Eukaryota, Metazoa, Chordata, Actinopteri, Salmoniformes, Salmonidae.
UGAGAGGUCUGAAGGAGAGGGAGACCCAGGGCAAAGCAGAGACAUCCAGCUUGGAGCAGCUGGAACGCCCCCUGUAGCCACGGAGAACCCCACCACCACCCCGGCGCCCCCCAGGUCCCGAUGCAGCAUCAUGGAGGAGGAGAGGGUCCAGAGGUGCUGCUGGUGAAGAAAGAGGGGUGUGGGGAGGGUCUGGGGAACCCUGAGGGGACCAUGGUCAUGGAGGACAACCAGACUACACCUCCUCCUGAACCCACAGAGUGUCACUGAGUCGGUAGACAUGGAGGAUGGGAAGCCUGAUCUGCUGCUGGUCAAAGAGGAGACAAUAGAAGAUGGACCAAAGAUGGGGGAGCAAGUCCAUGAAGACCUGCUGGUAUCCAGUGUUACUGGUGGGAGAGACAGGACAUCGGAGUUGGCUGGUCACAAAUCCUGGCUCCGGAUCAGGACCCUGGAUGAGAAGUCUUCGCUCUUCCUUCCCGAGUCAGAACCAGGACCCAACCACGAGGGACAGAGACUCCACCACCACACAGAACACAACCAGUGGACAGGUGGACUGAACAACCUCAGUCCUGGUGGUCAUCAGAGAGACAGAGGCUCCAGUCAGGGAUCCAGUCUGCAGCCCAGACCCUUCUCUUCACAGUCUCAGAGCAGGGAUGUAGCAGGGCCUGGGGCUGAUAGAGAUAGACCCUCCUGUUCCUAUGAUACAAACACCACAGUAUCCAUUAUGAACAGAGCAGGUCAUCCUGGGCUUCAACCUUCAGAGGGAGUGGUGAGAGACCUUCCUGUUGGUAGUCUAUCAGCAAGUAUGUCUUCUCCUUUAGGGUCUUGUCUAAAGCGUAGUGACUGGGUUCAUAGAAGGGCCUUCCUCAGUUACUUAAUGAUUACCUCAAACAGCAUGUUAGUUGUGUAGGGCUUAAUGAUGUUGAUGGUAAAAUAUGUAGCAUGAAAACAGCUCUGUUAAUGUGACCAUUACAUCAGUGCAGUUUUCAAUUAUUUUAUUUAUCCAUUAUUUUACCAGGUAAGUUGACUGAGAACAUGUUCUCAUUUACAG